AUGGUAACAUUUAAAGAUGUCUGGAAAUUUCAAAACAGUAAAGUGAUUGUGCACUUUGAUGAAGAUAGCGGACAAUCAAUCGGAGAGUCAGGAGGUCUACUAGGAUCAUGGUUAUGUCAAUUAAGUAAUGAUGUGAAUUUGCUACCCAUCAACUAUAGUGAUUGGAGGAUGGUUUAUCCUCACAUUAAGAACAAGGCAUGGGAAUCCAAAUUCAGGUUUGAAGAUCCACAAAUGAGAAAAAACAUUUGUGAUGGGUGCACUAGGUAG
Molecule: messenger RNA, 267 nt
Organism: Eruca vesicaria subsp. sativa (arugula)
Lineage: Eukaryota; Viridiplantae; Streptophyta; Magnoliopsida; Brassicales; Brassicaceae
Source: the annotation of a GenBank genome assembly